Xenopus laevis (African clawed frog) is the source of this 2980-nucleotide messenger RNA. RefSeq names its product matrix metallopeptidase 11 L homeolog (gene mmp11.L). Gene Ontology annotation, molecular function: metallopeptidase activity; zinc ion binding; metalloendopeptidase activity. Gene Ontology annotation, cellular component: extracellular matrix. The record is from RefSeq and is a predicted model, not a curated record. The coding region runs from base 371 to 1741 and encodes 456 amino acids. Gene Ontology annotation, biological process: extracellular matrix organization; proteolysis; collagen catabolic process. NCBI's taxonomy places the organism in Eukaryota, Metazoa, Chordata, Amphibia, Anura, Pipidae. The transcript is spliced from 8 exons.
ACCUCCCAGCUGUACCCCUCUCCUCAGUCAACCCCUUUCUCCUUCCCAAACUACCAGCACGUGAUGCCGCUGCUGAGAUGUGUGUGUCACUUCAGGCCAUAAAAGUGAAGAGGGAGAGAGAGAGAGAGAGAGAGAACAAAAGGCAGAGAGGAGUAUAAAUCCACAGCUGGAUUCUCAUGCACACUGACAAGCACCGGACAGCUCCUCCGCGCGCACACACACAGAGCAAGCAGGGAGAGAGCCAGAGCCACAGACAAAGACACCUACACAGACUCACAGGGAAAAGACUUAUGUAAAGGACUUGUGUAAUAACUUGCACUUGGGAAACACUUGUAGCCAUUGUAUCACACUCACCCUACAGCUUGUGAGAAUGCAUCUCCUCAUCCUUCUACCUGCACUGUGUGUACUUGGAGCUCACUCAGCCCCUCUGUCAUACACUUACCUUCAGCACAGAAUCCAGGGACUGCUCAAUGCUCACGGUUCAUGGAACCCCCCACGCUGUGGAGUACCAGAUAUUCCUGCCCCUCUAGAUUCCUCCAGUGGUCGAAAUCGUCAGAAACGGUUUGUCCUGUCGGGAGGACGCUGGGACAAGACAAACCUGACGUACAAGAUCAUCCGUUUCCCAUGGCAGCUAAGUAAGGUGAAAGUGAGACGCACUAUUGCAGAAGCCCUAAAGGUAUGGAGCGAGGUUACCCCUUUGACUUUCACUGAGGUGCAUGAAGGACGCUCUGAUAUCAUAAUUGACUUCACACGGUACUGGCAUGGAGAUAAUCUCCCAUUUGAUGGUCCGGGGGGUAUCUUGGCACAUGCUUUCUUCCCAAAAACCCAUCGAGAGGGGGAUGUACAUUUUGAUUAUGAUGAAGCUUGGACUAUUGGAAACAAUAUAGGUACAGACCUACUUCAAGUAGCUGCCCAUGAGUUUGGUCAUAUGCUCGGCCUGCAGCAUUCUUCUAUCUCCAAAUCGCUUAUGUCACCAUUUUACACAUUCCGUUACCCACUAAGCCUUAGUGCAGAUGACAAGCAUGGCAUACAAUUUUUGUAUGGGGCUCCGCGUCCUCCGACUCCUUCCCCAACCCCUAGGGUGGAGGUCAACCAGGUGGAAAAUGAGAGUAAUGAGAUUCCUGCGGCAGAGCCUGAUGCAUGCAAAACUAAUUUUGAUGCGGUGUCUACAAUUCGUGGAGAGUUAUUCUUCUUCAAGUCUGGUUAUGUAUGGCGCCUUCGUGGUGGGAAAUUGCAGAAUGGCUACCCAGCCCUGGCAUCACGCCACUGGCGAGGGAUCCCUGAUACAGUCGAUGCAGCAUUUGAAGAUUCUGUGGGAAACAUCUGGUUCUUCUAUGGCUCACAGUUUUGGGUCUUUGAUGGGAAGCUGCAGGCGUCGGGGCCCUUUCCAAUUACUGACAUUGGCAUAUCAGUGACACAGAUUCAGGCCGCCUUCGUGUGGGGUACAGAAAAGAACAAGAAAACCUAUCUGUUUAGGGGUGGAGAAUACUGGCGAUUCAACCCAGAAACUAGACGAGUGGAAAGCCGGCACUCACGGAGGAUUGGAGACUGGAGAGGGGUACCUAAAGGCAUUGAUGCUGCUUUCCAGGAUGAACAAGGUUAUGCCUAUUUUGUAAAAGGACGACAGUACUGGAAAUUUGACCCGUUCAAAGUUCGUGUCAUGGAUGGGUAUCCUCACCUGAUCAGUCAAGAUUUCUUCAACUGUCAAGCAAGCUCUACAUUUGUUAAUUCAUUAAGAUGAGCCGGCUCAUGUUUCUUACCUUGGAUUGCAGGGAGUACUCUGUAAUACAGACUGGCCAGGCAGGACCACAGGGCCCAUAUCUGACUCACUGAUUUGCAAUUCAGAAUGCAAUGGGAUCAGUAGAAUUGCAAUAUGGUCUCACAUACACCAUUUGGAAUGUGAACCCUCAAAAAUCCAGCUACUUGGUAUGGGAAAUACAAACAGAAUUAAAACAUAUUUUACCUUAUAUUGGAAAACAGCAUAUCUGUUUUGAAUUUCUCCAGGCAUGUUACCUAGGAUGGAAAUCAGCAUCCCCAAACACUUUGCAGAGCUCUAAGACUGUGUUGUGUGUUUCAGACACUGGGAUCUUCACACUUUCUUUGUUGCACAAGCCAUUUGAAGUUAGCCAUGCAGUUUGCUUUAAUACCAAUGCUAUGUUCUCACAAUACCUCUGUCAGUGCUGGACACUGAUCCUGAUAUGAAACUCUUCAAGUGUGGAUGUUUUUGGAGAUUUUUUUUUCUUGUGACUUUUUUUUUAUCAUUUACUGAUAAAUAUGACUGCUCUAUUUGCUCAUAGAUAGUGCUAAACUUUGGAUUGUCCAACAAAAUUGUCUACAAUUAUCCAAAAAUAACAAGCCACAUUAGAAAAAAAAUUCUAUGUGAAAUCUCGAAAAAUCUAAAAUAGAAGAAGAAAAGGUUAAAUAUGAAAGGGAAUAGAAUUUUGGUAAAUCUGAAACCUAAAAAUCUGAAUGAAAUAUUUAACAACUAUUGUGCAUGGGGUUGAGAAAGACAACAAGCUUGUGUUUACCCACACGUUUGAAGUUGACAUGUCUGCUGUUAUAAGCAAACAGAGAUUGAGCAGGGAAAUUCACCUAGGGGUAAGGAUUACUGACUUUCUUGUAGGUUCAUUGCAAUUUGUCAUUUAGCAAAUAAUCCCUAAAACAGCAUAUUCCAAUAAUGUUCCUUAUAAACCAAUUGACUACAAAGUCAUAUUGGGAUGGCUGAAUACUAGAUAAACCAAACUAGUGAAACCAGCCAGCAGCAAUUAAAAGUUUAAUAAACAAUAAAAGCUUUUAUGCCUUAUUUUAUAGGGGUCAGUUUACCACUCCUUUGACAGUCACUCUAUUCGGUUCAGCACCAUGUAGCCAACUACACAGUUGCAUCCAAUGUGUGUUUUAAUUACUAAUGUGAAUGUUAUUUUGUACAUAAAUACAUUUUUGUAUGUUUUAUAUAUGUAAUAAAUUUGCUUUGUUUUAUAAA